UGAUAACAUUGUUCUCAUGAGUGCACCGGGAUGUCAACAGGAUGAUCGUUAAUAAAACAGAAUAUUUGAGGUUGGUACACAAAGUAUAAGUAAUAAAUGCAUCCUAGUGGUGUUUUAUAACGGUGUAAGAUUACGGAUGCAGUGACAUAAAAAGGUAUAAGACAUAAACCUUGACAGAAUGGCGAAAAUCACAUUCCUUGUUUUACUGUUCCUAUAUAUUGGGUCGUGUCAGUGUGACUGGUGGACAGACUAUCUCAGAAACCUUGUCAACAAAGGUAGAGAACCCACGUGGGCGCCAGAUUAUCUUGAUAAACAGCUACAAAAAGAUACACAGAACGCCGCGCUUAUCAAAGCAAUCCAAGAUGCAUUGAAUGAGGUUUAUGAGGCGAUAGAUAACAAUAAACCAACAGGGGAUACCAGUUCAGGGGGAGAUAUAAAGGACCAGAUUAAUAACAUCAAAUAUCAACUCGGAGUCUUAGACGAAUUCAAGAAAGAACAAGAGAGACAAAAUAAUAACAUUGAUCACAGAUUUACACAGAUUCAAACUGCUCUCGAUGAAUUAUAUGAAAGAGUUGACGGCGGACAAGGUAAAUCUGGAUCAGGAAAUACAUACACCAGAUGGGGUAAAACAUCAUGUCCAUCAACUGCCGGUCUUGUGUAUGAAGGAUAUGCAGCAGGUAACGCUAAAUACGAAAAAGGAGGUGGAGCUAAUUUCUUGUGCCUUCCGAAAGACCCCGAAUGGCGUAGCUAUUCGGAUAGUAAAUCAGCUUGGAUAGGACGUUUAUUUGGUGUUGAAUAUCAGAUAAAAGACAACUCAGUCUAUUCCACCUCGUUCCAUGAUAAAGAAAUGCCAUGCUCAGUAUGUCUGAUAACAGAAAGAUCAACGUCCUUAAUGGUGCCUGGAAAAGUCACAUGUCCCACUGGAUGGACCAAUGAGUAUACUGGAUAUUUGAUGUCCCAGGCCAUUGCGGGUGAUCGUCAACCUUCGGAAUAUAUUUGCGUGGAUGAGAAUUUAGAUGCCGUUGACGGUAAUAAGGCUGAUAACGACCAAGGAAAUGUGUAUUUGGUUGAAGGUGUGUGUGGAAGUUUGAAGUGCCCACCUUAUGUUGGUGGUAGAGAACUAACAUGUGUCGUCUGCUCGAAGUAAAUAAACGGAUCUCACGCCCCGUGUCGGUAGUCAACAUGUAUCACAUAUUUAGAGUACGUCAGAACUAUAAAAAAACAUAUAUAGUUACUAUUUUAACAUGCUUUGAUCAAAUUAAUGAACAUAAUUUGUUAGUACUCUGUUCUUAGCUUUUGAUACGGUUUAGAUUAUUUUAUUUUUUUAUAUAAAUGAAAGAAAUAUGUAGUUGUAUCCAUGAAGCUUUUUGUGCGUUUAACUAAUUAUUAAAUAAUUAUAUAACUGUC
This is a messenger RNA of Mytilus trossulus (common blue mussel), 1407 nucleotides long. RefSeq names its product short-chain collagen C4-like. The transcript has 4 exons. NCBI's taxonomy places the organism in Eukaryota, Metazoa, Mollusca, Bivalvia, Mytilida, Mytilidae. The coding region runs from base 179 to 1147 and encodes 322 amino acids. The record is from RefSeq and is a predicted model, not a curated record.